This is a messenger RNA of Trematosphaeria pertusa, 306 nucleotides long. RefSeq lists its product as uncharacterized. The transcript is spliced from 2 exons. The record is from RefSeq and is a predicted model, not a curated record. Bases 1 to 306 code for a protein of 101 amino acids. Lineage: Eukaryota; Fungi; Ascomycota; Dothideomycetes; Pleosporales; Trematosphaeriaceae.
AUGUACCAACUCGCCAUCGCUGCCCUCCUCCAGCUGUCGCUGGCGUUCCUCGCCGAGGCCGCGCCCGUCACCGUCCAAGGCACCUCGUGGCAGGGCCCCACCGGCGGCGGCAUCGUUGGAUUCAUUGUCCUCGUUCUCGAUAUCAUUGCGUGGGUGGAGAUUUUCCAGUCGAACCGCACGCCCAUGAACAAGGUCAUCUGGUGCCUGGUUGUCUUCCUCUUCCCCGUCGUCGGCAUGAUCAUCUACUACCUCUUCUCGGACCGUGCGUCUCAUAACGCGGGUGGAUAUGAAGCCAUUCCGUCAUAG